This is a messenger RNA of Anopheles maculipalpis, 1287 nucleotides long. Its product is annotated as alpha-N-acetylgalactosaminidase. Gene Ontology annotation, molecular function: alpha-galactosidase activity. Lineage: Eukaryota; Metazoa; Arthropoda; Insecta; Diptera; Culicidae. Gene Ontology annotation, biological process: oligosaccharide metabolic process; glycosylceramide catabolic process; glycoside catabolic process. The record is from RefSeq and is a predicted model, not a curated record. Gene Ontology annotation, cellular component: cytoplasm. Bases 1 to 1287 code for a protein of 428 amino acids. The transcript has 7 exons.
AUGUUCAGUGUUAAGUUCCAACAUAUAGUGCUAGGAGUGAUCCUUGGCUGUGGUGCGGUAGCAGUUUAUGGGCUGGACAAUGGUCUUGCACGAAGGCCACCGAUGGGUUGGAUGAGUUGGGAAAGGUAUCGGUGUAUAACGGAUUGCAAAAAAUAUCCGGAUGAGUGUAUCAGCGAGCAGCUGUUUAAGCGAAUGGCCGAUCUGAUGGUAUCGGAAGGAUACCGGGAUGCAGGGUACGAGUACGUCAACAUCGAUGACUGCUGGAUGGCGGACGAGCGAGAUGAGAAUGGUGUCCUACAGCCGAACAAAGAUAGAUUCCCAAACGGAAUCAAACAUCUAGCCGACUAUAUCCACGAGAGGGGACUAAAGUUUGGUAUCUAUCAAGACAUUGGUACGAAAACCUGCGCCGGAUACCCCGGCAUGAUGGGUUAUUUCAAGCUAGAUGCACAAACGUUUGCCGACUGGGACGUUGACUUCAUCAAGAUUGAUGGUUGUUACGCCGAUGUGGAGCUUAUGGUAGACGAUUACAUCAAGUUUGGUGAUUAUAUGAACAAAACGGGCCGCCCCAUACUGUACUCCUGCUCGUGGCCAGCCUACCAAGAGUAUAAUGGUAUCAUCCCCGAUUACGAGCAGCUAAAGGAAACGUGCAACAUGUGGCGCAACUGGGGAGACAUUGAAGAUUCGCAUCAGUCGGUAGUCGAGAUUACGAAAUACUUUUCCGAUCAUCAGAACCGGAUCGUACAACAUUCUGGACCGGGCCAUUGGAAUGAUCCUGAUACGCUUGUACUGGGAAACUAUGGAUUAAGUUACGAUCAGAGCAAAUCUCAGCUUGCCGUAUGGGCGGUGCUAGCCGCUCCGUUUCUUAUAUCGAACGAUCUGGCGCAGGUAACACCGGACGUGAAGCAGCUACUGCUUAACAAAGCCAUCAUAAAGGUUGAUCAGGAUCCUUUAGGCAUUCAGGGGAGGCUGGUGAAAACCAUCAACAAGAUAGAGAUCUGGAAGCGUCCCAUCAUGCCGAGAGUGGGUCAUGAGCUGACGCAAGCAGUUGCAUUCGUUUCGCGGCGGGCCGACGGUGCACCGUACACCGUGGCCGUGAAGCUGCGGGAAGACAUCGGUCUAAGCAACAGCACCAACAUCAAGGGCUACAAAGUUUACGAUCUUUUCGAACCAAAGGCAAUACCGUUCCUGCUGCGCGCCGGCUCCACCUUUGAGACGAGGGUCAACCCAUCGGGCGCAAACUUUUACCGCUUUGUCCCACAGUACGGGACGGAUUUUAUAAACUUCUAG